AAAAAGAUUCAUAUGUUAUGCACUGAUAUGUAUGUAUUGGCCAUGCUAUGACUGUUUUAGUAAAUGUCCCAUUUACAGUCGAUGUCCAGAGUGCAAAUCCUGGGCCUGGCCACUGAGCAUUGAUUUGUCAUGUGACCAAACAAUCUGGAAAUGCACAUCAUAUCCAGCUGUCUGUAAAUGAGAGAAACACAAAUGAAAAUUGGGUCACAUAUUUCAUGUAACUCUUCACAACUUGUGCUGUUGUCAAGCACCACAGGAAAGCGAUCAUGCCACGGAACUAUAUUCGUAAAACAGACUGGGGUUCAGUGACCUAUGAGGAGCUGGAGAAAGCGUUCGUCGAAGUCAAGCGUGGGAGAUCUAUCAGAACAGUGGCAAAAGAAAGAAAGAUCGGCAGGUCCACCCUGCAGCGCUACAUGAAGAAGGCAGAAGAAAAAAGAGAGAAGACCGUCGGCUACAGAGGAACGGCUGAAGCCAGGAGGAUCUUGUCUGAGGAGUUAGAAGAGGAGCUCGCAGAAAACAUCCGGAUUCUGGCUGAAGGCGUGCACGGCCUCACGCCAAAGAGAUGCAGAGAAAUCGCUUUUGAAUUUGCACAGAAGAACAACAUUCCCGUCCCCAACAACUGGGGAGAGCAGAGGUUAGCAGGUCGAGAUUGGCUCAGUAGCUUCAUAACCCGUCACAAUCUCUACGGCCACAUAACUGAAGCAGCAUCUUUGGGGAGCCAUGGACAGGUCAUCAGUUUCAGUCUCAUCAAGAAAGAAAUCCAAGAGGAGUGUGAUGUUCCUGUCCCGAUUCCUCACGCUUCAGAGGAAGACAGCGCUGAAAUGUGUGAUUCUGACCGAGACCUCUUAGAUACUGACUUAUUUCUGACGUGA
Sinocyclocheilus rhinocerous is the source of this 872-nucleotide messenger RNA. RefSeq lists its product as uncharacterized. Bases 267 to 872 code for a protein of 201 amino acids. The transcript is spliced from 5 exons. Lineage: Eukaryota; Metazoa; Chordata; Actinopteri; Cypriniformes; Cyprinidae. The record is from RefSeq and is a predicted model, not a curated record.